This is a messenger RNA of Pseudonaja textilis, 2118 nucleotides long. It is a transcript of the gene KLHL6, whose product is annotated as kelch like family member 6. NCBI's taxonomy places the organism in Eukaryota, Metazoa, Chordata, Lepidosauria, Squamata, Elapidae. The record is from RefSeq and is a predicted model, not a curated record. Gene Ontology annotation, molecular function: protein binding. Gene Ontology annotation, biological process: B cell receptor signaling pathway; germinal center formation.
CUAAUUGAAGUAUCAAUGGCAUGACAUGGUGCUAAGUGAUCAAACAUGGGGGACAUGGUGAAGAAGGACUUGGAGGAUCAAACUGUAUUGCCUUUGGAAAAUGAAUGUACCAGGGACAUGGCAGAAUUUGUGGAAGUUUCUCUGAAUGAAAGGGUAAAAUUUAAUGACACAGGCUUAUCCAUGGUCCUACAGAAUGGCUUGGAGAAUCUCCGUCUAGAAAACUCUCUCACAGACGUUACCCUGUGUGUUGGCAGCAUGCAUUUUUCGUGCCACCGUGUGGUCCUUGCAGCAGCAAGCAAUUAUUUUAGGGCAAUGUUUUGCAAUGACUUAAAAGAAAAGUAUGAAGAAAAAAUAGUUAUUAAGGGAGUUGAUGCAGAAAUAAUGCAGAUUCUUUUGGACUAUACAUAUACCAGUAAAGUGCUGAUUACCAAGGAAAAUGUGCAGAAAGUCCUUGAAGCUGCCAGCCUUUUUCAGUUUUUGCGCAUGAUAGAAGCUUGUUCCCGUUUCCUUAAAGAAGCUUUACACCCAGAAAACUGUGUUGGGAUUCUCAGGCUGGCUGAUACUCAUUCCCUUGAUACAUUGAAGCAGCAAGUCGAGAAUUAUAUUGUCCAGAAUUUUACACAAGUGGUGAAUUAUGAUGAGGUCUGUGAGUUGCCUGCAGACAUUCUAAAUAGCAUGCUAAAAAGUGAUGACCUCUGUGUCACUGAAGAAGCUCAAGUAUUUCAGAUAGUUAUGAAGUGGGUGCGUUACAAAACAGUGGACAGGCUCCCACUUCUCCCAUAUAUCCUCGAGAGUGUGCGUUUACCUCUUCUGGAUCCUUGGUAUUUUGUAAACACUGUUGAAGCAGAUCCACUCAUCAGACAAUGUCCUGAUGUCUUUCCUCUGCUUCAGGAAGCCAGAAUGUACCAUCUAUCAGGAAAUGAGAUGAUUUCAGGAAGAACAAAGCCCAGAAUGCAUGAAUUCCAGUCUGAGGUUUUUAUGAUCAUAGGCGGUUGCACAAAGGAUGAAAAAUUUGUAUCAGAAGUAACUUGCCUUGAUCCUCUGAGACGCAGUCGUUUGGAAGUGGCAAAGCUGCCGAACACAGAACAAGAAUUAGAAAGUGAAAAUAAAAAGUGGGUGGAGUUUGCUUGUAUUACACUAGGAAAUGAAGUCUACAUAUCAGGAGGAAAAGAAACACAACAUGAAGUCUGGAAGUAUAAUUCAUCCAUCAACAAAUGGAUCCAAAUUGAAUAUUUGAAUGUUGGAAGAUGGAGGCACAAAAUGGCUGUUUUGGGUGGCAAAGUGUAUGUGCUUGGUGGUUUUGAUGGUGUACAAAGACUUAACAGUGUGGAGAUUUAUGAUUCCUUUCACAACUGUUGGUCUGAGGCAACUCCUCUCAUGAUCUGUGUGAGCUCAUUUGGAGCAGCCAGUUACAAAAAUAAACUCUAUGUGAUUGGAGGAGGACCCAACGGAAAGUUAGCUACUGACAAUACACAAUGUUAUGAUCCAACAACGAACAACUGGUGCUUGAAAACACCUAUGCCUGUUGAAGCAAAGUGUAUCAAUGCUACAACUUUUCAUGAUCACAUCUAUGUUGUGGGAGGGGCAAUGAAAGCAGUCUAUUCUUACAGCCCAUUCAAAGAUAUAUGGUGCCUUGUGACUCAGUUAAACCAUGAAUGUGCUAGUUGUGGGAUUGCUCCUUGCAAUGACAAACUGUUCAUUACUGGAGGACGGGAUGAGAAGAAUGAUGUCAUUGCCACAGUGCUGUGUUGGGAUGCCAAGACCCAGAAAUUGACCGAGGAGUGCAUCCUCCCUCGUGGGGUCUCGCAUCAUGGGAGUGUCACCUUGAGGAAGUCAUAUACAUACAUCCGUAAGGUAGUACCUGGAGCAAUCUCAGUGUAACUUUGAAGGAAGAUUCAUGAUAAACGAAGAAUAAAUGUUCGUGAAAUACCUCAUUUUCCCAAAAGUUAUAAAGAGACUAUUGGGAUGGAACAAUCAUGCUGGUGUAGUAUAUUUUCUCAGUUUCCUUCUAUACAUGCUAAAUUGUCAAUAUAAUGACUAGUUAUGGGAAAGACAGAUUACAGAUUAACAGAGUUGGAAGGGACCUUGUAGGUCAUCAAGUCCAACCGCCCACCCAAG